UUGUCAAAGUCUCGCGACAACAUACCUGAUCGGGUUUGCUGAUAAGGUUAGUGACACCUGAGAGGCUCGGGACAGGAGCAGGAGACCGGGGACGGGAGGCAACUUGAGGAUGUCUUUGAAUGAAGAGGGUUAUGUGGUUCGGAUCAGAGGACUACCCUGGUCCUGCACGCAGGAAGAGGUUGCCAGUUUUUUCUCUGACUGUGACAUCGUUGGGAAAGUAAACGGAGUGUGCUUUACCUACUCCAAAGAAGGACGUCCUAGUGGAGAGGCUUUUAUUGAGCUGAAAAUGUCUGAGGAUUUCAAGAAUGCCCUUGCCAAGGACCGUAAAUACAUGGGACACCGAUACAUAGAGGUGUUCAAGUCGAACCGUAGUGAGAUGGACUGGGUACUUAAACGUAGCGGCCCUGCUGACUAUGACAGCUGCAGCGGCUCCAUGUUGCGACUUAGAGGCCUUCCCUUUGGCUGCAGCAAGGAGGAGAUUGUUCAGUUUUUCUCAGGGUUGAGAAUCGUGCCAAAUGGGAUUACUCUGCCAGUGGACUACCAGGGGAGGAGCACAGGGGAAGCCUUCGUGCAGUUUGCCUCAAAGGAGAUAGCAGAAAAGGCUCUGGGGAAACACAAGGAAAGAAUAGGGCACAGGUAUAUAGAGAUUUUUAAGAGCAGUCGCAAUGAGAUCAAAGCCUACUACGAGCUGCCCCGGCGGGGGAUGGGAGGCCAGAGACCGGGGCCCUACGAUAGACCCAUGAUGGGGGCACCCAGGGGAGGGUUUUUUGGGCCCGGGCCUGGCCGCGGUGGGGCUCUGAUGGACACCAUGAGGGGUGGAGGAGGCUAUGGAGGAGGUUACGGUGACUUUGACAGCUACAAUGGCUUCAACAACUACUGUUUUGGCAACGGCAUGUUUGAUGAGCGAGUGAGAGGCGAAAGGGUAGCAAGAGGGAUAGGAGGCCACAGUUACGGUGGUCAAAAUGAUGUUUGUUCAGGCCUCCACGGCGGUCAUUUUGUCCAUAUGAGGGGUUUACCUUUCCGUGCCACAGAGGGAGACAUCGCUAAAUUCUUCUCUCCUUUGAAUCCCCUGAGGGUCCACGUUGAUGUGGCUCCCAACGGGAAGUCGACUGGAGAAGCAGAUGUGGAGUUUCGCUCCCAUGAAGACGCUGUGGCAGCCAUGUCUAAAGACAAGAACCACAUGCAGCAUCGCUAUAUUGAGCUGUUUCUUAACUCAACAGCUAGUGGAGCAGCUGAAAUGAGUCGUGGCGGCGGCGGUUACUAUGGUAACUCAGGAGGGGGCGGAGGCUCACGGAGCAGCGGGCUGCGAGGUUCAUACUGAUGAUGUCAUCCCACGCUUCCAAUCCAUCCUGGCGUUUGUCUGGCGUCUCUUCAGGCCACAUUCACUCGAUUACUUUUUCUAAGCAGAAGAGCUGAUCUGAAGUCGUUUGUUUCGUAACAGCCGUUCUUUUUAUGGUGGUUGUACUAAAAUCUUAUUUCAGAUACUAGAACAGAUCAGAUAUGACCUCAACAAGCACUAUUAUUAUACCAUUCCUAAACGCAUAUGAAGACGCAUAUGUUUCUUACAUUUUUAAAACAAUUGGUUAUAGUAAUAGUUUUUCAUGAUUUACAUGAAAAGUAAGCUUUUUUUUAAAAAAAAUCAAACACCAUUUAUUUUGCCAGAGUUUUGAAUGGCAUUGAAAGGGAUGCACUUUAAUUUGUCUUGUUUCACAUCCCACUGUUGGCAGGAGAUGUUAGUCAGUGCAGAGGAGACAGAAUUUCAUAGAACACAGAUGAACAGCUGAGGGAUUUAAUAAGUAGAAAAGGAUAAUUUUGAGCAUGGUUACUUUGAAUCUGAUCAGUUGAUGUAAACUUUGCUUUGGAUUGGUUGACGGGCUGGGGUGAAUGAUGCUCUUUAGUAGGUGGAGCAGUGAGAAGCAACGUCAAAACAUUCCAAGAAUCUCUAAGUAAGAAAUUCUGAUUUGAAAAAAAAAAAGUUUAUAAAAUCUUUGUUUAUUCUGGUUUAAACUUAUUUUCAGCAGUACAUUUGACCAAGCUGUAAUAUACUAAUUCAAACUGGAUUUCAGAUCAGCUUUUCUGGUUUGAAAAGUUUGACAAAUGUGAGCCAUUGUGUUUUUUAUGAAUGUUUUCACAGUUCAUUACAGAAUUUAAAACUAAGUUGAAUAUAUAUUCCACUCUCAAAGAGUGAGAGUGAAAUAAAGUCUCUAUAUUUGAGCUGUACAUUUUGCCUAAUAAAUUUUAUAUUUAAU
This is a messenger RNA of Sander lucioperca (pikeperch), 2249 nucleotides long. It is a transcript of the gene hnrnph3, whose product is annotated as heterogeneous nuclear ribonucleoprotein H3 (2H9). The record is from RefSeq and is a predicted model, not a curated record. The coding region runs from base 110 to 1321 and encodes 403 amino acids. The transcript is spliced from 11 exons. Gene Ontology annotation, cellular component: ribonucleoprotein complex; nucleoplasm. NCBI's taxonomy places the organism in Eukaryota, Metazoa, Chordata, Actinopteri, Perciformes, Percidae. Gene Ontology annotation, biological process: regulation of RNA splicing. Gene Ontology annotation, molecular function: RNA binding.